Physcomitrium patens is the source of this 636-nucleotide messenger RNA. RefSeq lists its product as uncharacterized. The record is from RefSeq and is a predicted model, not a curated record. Lineage: Eukaryota; Viridiplantae; Streptophyta; Bryopsida; Funariales; Funariaceae.
CACGAUCCCGCGCAAUCUACCAAUUCCUCAUGUCGCAAGCUUUUGAUCAUUUUUGGGUCCUUUGCGGCAUUUCACGACGGUUGGUGAGAGUGCGCACUUAUAGAAGCAGUGGGAGCAGCAGAAGGAGCAGAUUGGUGGAGUGAAGACGAGUAAACGACGUCAGUGAGUUUGAGCGGAAGAGAUGGCGAUUCCGUUGUGUGUGCAGUGCGGGACACGCCAGAAUCCGUGCCAUUGCAAAAUCGUUGGACCCACGCUGGGAGUGGUGGCGUUUCUUAUCACAGCGGUCGUGGAAUGGCCCUUGGGUGCCGCUCUGUACUGCUUCCGGAGACAGAAAGCGCGGCGCCUGCUUCACCACCCCAACCGCGUUGUGUACCCUCGCGUCGCUAGUGCGAUCCCGUUUUAAAUCCGUUCGGGACGCUCCGGAUCACGUGAUCCCGUUGAUUGAGUUAGAAUUCCUCUCUAUCGAUCUCUCUUCUGAAGCUUAGUAGCUCACGCGGUGGUGUGUGUGAUUUGAGCCAUGAAAGCUCUCGGUGCACGUGCGAUUAUCUGUUAGACGAGGAUGUAAAAUGUGUGAUGCCCAUAUGUACAUAUUUUCGUAAUAACAGAUUCGAUACUUUGAGAAUGUGUUGAGAUUGA